UUUGACGCUCAGGCGGAGACAACACAGGGGAAACGCACAGUUGAGCAAAACGAACCAAUGCGCAUGCGUAGAACAUUCGAUCCUUGGUGGUGUAGCUAACGGCUAAGCUGCGGAUCCAGCCAACAUGGAGAGGAAAGUUCUGGCACUCCAGGCGAGGAAGAAGCGGGCAAAAGCAAAGAAAACAAGCAAAAAGCAGCCAGCCAAUCCCAGAACUCAACAACAGCCACCGCUAGAAGCAUCGCCUCAGGGGCCUGAGGAACCUGAGGAGAUUCUUGGCUCUGAUGAUGAGGAGCAAGAGGACCCUAAUGACUACUGCAAAGGUGGUUACCAUCAUGUGAAAGUAGGAGACCUAUACAAUGGAAAAUACCAUGUAAUCCGGAAACUGGGCUGGGGCCACUUCUCCACUGUGUGGCUCGCCUGGGACAUCCAGAUGAAGAGGUUUGUUGCAAUGAAGGUGGUGAAGAGUGCAGAGCACUACACAGAGACAGCAGUGGAUGAAAUCAAGCUCCUCAGAUCUGUAAGAAACUCAGACCCUAAUGAUCCUAACCGAGAGAUGGUGGUCCAGCUGCUAGAUGACUUCAAGAUCUCUGGUAUCAAUGGAACUCAUGUUUGCAUGGUGUUUGAGGUGCUGGGACAUCACUUAUUAAAAUGGAUAAUAAAAUCAAAUUACCAAGGACUGCCUCUGCCGUGUGUGAAGAGCAUCAUACAACAGGUACUCCAAGGGCUGGACUACCUGCACACAAGGUGUCAGAUCAUCCAUACAGACAUCAAGCCGGAAAACAUCCUUAUGAGUGUUGAUGAGCCUUAUGUCCGUAAGCUCGCAGCAGAGGCCACAGAGUGGCAGAGGGCUGGGGCACCGCCUCCCUCUGGUUCAGCAAUAAGCACAGCACCUGCUCCAAAACAGACAGUAAAAAUGUCCAAGAACAAGAAGAAAAAGUUAAAAAAGAAGCAGAAGCGUAAAGCGGCGCUGUUGGAAAAGUGCAUCAUGGACCUGGAGGAAAUGGAAAAGACCACAGAGACACGAGAGGAGGAAGAUGAUGAAGAGGAGGAUCCGCAAUCCCCAAAGGGACGAGUGUGUGCUCCUCUCAGACAGGUGUCUCUUCAGGAGCUAGGAAAUGAGGAAAGAGAGGGGUUAGAGAGAAGAGAGCAUUCAGUUCUCCUGAGGGUGGGACCAGAAGGGCUGCCGGAGAUGAACUGUAAUGGCCAUGUGGAGGAGGAAGAGCAGAGGCAGCCCGAGUGGACUGAGGACCAAUACAAUGGCAACGCAAACCCCUCAGAGAAAUGUGUCAGUGAGGAGCAGCAAUACAAGGAGUCCCCUGUCCUCCCCAUGUGCAACGGUGUGGACUGUGCAGAUCUCAAUGAGCUGGACACUGAAACUGAAGGCACGGGUGCUCACAGCAGUGGAGUUACUGAGAGACACCUUCCUGCCGGGAUAGAGGAGGGAGAGCUGGAACAAAGCAUUUUGCAGGAGGAGGGAGAGGAUGAGUCUGACUGUCACUAUGGAACCCAGGAAAGCCUGAGAAAUGGCAAGCUACCAGCAGGAUCCCUGCUCAUCAACCCCCUUGAGCCACUCAAUGCAGACAAGAUCAAGGUCAAGAUCGCAGACUUGGGAAAUGCCUGCUGGGUGCAUAAACACUUUACGGAAGACAUCCAGACACGGCAAUACCGGUCCUUAGAGGUGCUCAUUGGUUCUGGGUACAGCACACCGGCUGAUAUAUGGAGCACAGCCUGCAUGGCCUUUGAGCUUGCCACAGGGGACUACUUGUUUGAACCACAUUCUGGGGAAGAUUAUUCCAGGGAUGAAGACCAUCUAGCUCUCAUGAUUGAGUUGCUUGGUAAAAUCCCUCGUCAGUAUGCUCAGAGCGGGAAAUACUCACAGGAAUACUUCACCAAGAGAGGUGAUUUGAAACACAUCACCAAGCUGAAGCCGUGGGGCCUGCUGGAGGUGCUUGUUGACAAGUACGAGUGGCCCCAUGAAGAAGCAGAGUGCUUCACCGACUUCCUGCUUCCCAUGCUGGAGCUGAUCCCUGAGAAGAGAGCCACAGCCGCCGAGUGCUUGCGCCACCCGUGGCUCACCCGCUAGUGGAGACCUCUGGCCUUUGCACCUCCCUCUCCUCCCACUUUUCUCCAGAGACUGCAACAGAUCACUUUCCACUUUGGACAUAUCAGAUAAAUAUUUAUUUCUCUUUAUGUUUUGUUGUUUUGAAUUUCUUAUGUUAUUGUUAUUGAUCUGAUGCUUCUGUGUACGUUUGCUUAGUAUUUGUUGGUUCUUCUCUCAGUGUCAUGAUGUCAGGAAUUCAGUGGAUUAUAUUACUUUGUGAUCAUGUUGGCUUCAACUGCUGUUCUCCGUUCACCAACCCAACUAAGCAAACCUGUUACUGUAACGCUAGUGACUCAUCCUUGUUUGUUACACUCCUGCACUAAAACCCAAACAAAUCAAGGAUAUGUAGCCUUUAUUGGUCAUUUUUGUCCCUUUGAAAAGGACUCGAUCACUCUUUUCCUCAUACAUUUUCAUUCAGUGCUGUGUUCUGUUUUUAAAAUUUUAUCUUGUAUUACACACGUACGGUAUACAUUUUGUAGUUGUAAAGUAGGCUUAGGAAGUUCCACACUGGGCUGACAUUUACACUGACUGUGGAAAUGUUCGCAGCAUUUCUCCAGAUUCUAGUUUUUUAUUGAGACGACCACUGUCCAUAAAAGUAGGGCAUGUUAUUUAGCCAUAACGAGCCGCUGUCCAUUGGUGUUUAGUGUGGUUAGUUAUAUUAAAUGAGAUUUUUCAUUCUCAUGGGAGGCUGGUAUUCUCAUACACUUAUUACAAUUCAGGAGUAUAGUGUUAUAAAGGUUUCACCAAGGCAACAUGUUAAGAAGCCCAAUCUAAAGGAAAAAAAAAAGUGAAAAUAAACUGUAUAUAUCUGUACCAAAGAGUUUGCCUUUAUGUAUAUUAUAGUUAUGUACAGUUUUUAACAAAUCUUAUAUCUUAGCUAAAGUUAUUUAGCAGGGUAGUUGUGUUUUAAUAAAGGUGUAUGGAAGA
Messenger RNA from Monopterus albus (swamp eel), 3028 nucleotides. It is a transcript of the gene srpk1a, whose product is annotated as SRSF protein kinase 1a. The transcript has 16 exons. The record is from RefSeq and is a predicted model, not a curated record. Gene Ontology annotation, cellular component: nucleus; cytoplasm. NCBI's taxonomy places the organism in Eukaryota, Metazoa, Chordata, Actinopteri, Synbranchiformes, Synbranchidae. Gene Ontology annotation, molecular function: ATP binding; protein serine/threonine kinase activity. Bases 125 to 2083 code for a protein of 652 amino acids. Gene Ontology annotation, biological process: spliceosomal complex assembly; regulation of mRNA processing; intracellular signal transduction.